ACUUUUGUAGAAUAAGCAAAAGCAAACCCUGAGAAGAUGUCUUCAUCGUACAACAACACAAUUUCAUCAUCCUCCACUCAGUCUUUCCCCCUCUUAGCCAUCGGAGCAAACAACUUUAACCGUGAAGAGACGGCGAUGACAAUGAAUCAACAACGUCCCAACUCCGUUUCUCCACCACCCAGGAGACUAAGAAACAAACCAGGAAACCCAAGUCCAGAUGCUGAAGUGAUAGCCUUGACUCCCGAGGAGAUAAUGGCGACGAACAGGUUCCAAUGUGAAGUAUGCGAAAAAGGAUUUCAAAGACAACAGAAUCUCCAGCUUCACAGGAGAGGACACAACCUUCCAUUUAACCUGAAACAAAAGUCUGACGAAGAAAUAAGGAGGAAGGUGUAUGUUUGUCCCGAGCCCACGUGCGUCUACCAUGAUCCGUCACGUGCUCUCGGAGACCUCACAGGAAUCAAGAAGCAUUAUUGCCGGAAGCACGGUGAGAAGAAGUUUAAAUGCGAGAAAUGCGAUAAGUUUUACGCUGUAGAAUCUGAUUGCAAAGCCCACUCUAAGAUUUGUGGUACCAAAGAGUAUCGAUGUGUUUGUGGUACCAAAUUCUCAAGAAGCGACAGUUACGAGACGCAUAGGGCAUUCUGUGAGGCAUUAGCACAAGAGUCAGCAGGAAACCCUAACUUGAGCUUCACGGAAAUGUUAGCAGCCGCUGGUGGAAGUGAUGGCAGUAGCAGAGAUGGCUUACACGGCGGUGCUUCUUCUGCCCUCUCUCACAACCAUUUUGGUGACAACUCAAACUCUGGUUUUGCCCCUCCAGGCGCAGGUUUCAAUCUGAACCGUUCAUCGUCCCCAAAGUUUGAAGACUUUUUUCCUCAGUCCACAAACCCUAACCAUGGUCCUACUACUAAUUUCCCCAUGCAAUACCCUUCGAACCAAGGACUAUUGGCACGGAACGACCAGAAUCUCAUGAACCAACACGGUCUGAUCAACAACAACAACGUUCCUUCUGCUCAGCUUAGAGGGUCAAGUGUGGCCGCUAAUAACUUUGGAGGCAGUGGUAAUGUAAACUUUCAAGGUCAAAUGAACUCUCUAGCUGCGACAAGUGGUCAACAAGGCCGGCCCGGUAGCAGCAUUUUCGACCAUCGUUUGGGAAACAAUCUUGUUAGUGGAUCUACGCGAAUCAAGGCCCAGCCCAAUACGAGCGAGAGAGCCCACCUUCAUCAACGGUCAUCUUCUCAACAAGAUCAAGUCUUGUCGUCUUCUGUAACAGAGAGGCUCAGUACGGAGUCAACCUCACAGCUCCCGAUUCACAAUUCAUUUGCUCUUCUGUCAAUAUGCUGCGCUGGCUAGCUGCUUUAGCUUUACAGCUGUUAGCUCAAAGACCUAGAUCGUUCUCUUGUAGCCUAUAUAUUGGCAUCAUUGUUAUCUU
This is a messenger RNA of Brassica napus (rape), 1426 nucleotides long. RefSeq names its product protein indeterminate-domain 6, chloroplastic-like. The coding region runs from base 37 to 1347 and encodes 436 amino acids. The transcript has 3 exons. The record is from RefSeq and is a predicted model, not a curated record. Lineage: Eukaryota; Viridiplantae; Streptophyta; Magnoliopsida; Brassicales; Brassicaceae. Gene Ontology annotation, molecular function: DNA-binding transcription factor activity. Gene Ontology annotation, cellular component: nucleus.